Molecule: messenger RNA, 2479 nt
Organism: Hypanus sabinus (Atlantic stingray)
Lineage: Eukaryota; Metazoa; Chordata; Chondrichthyes; Myliobatiformes; Dasyatidae
Gene: rnls
Product: renalase, FAD-dependent amine oxidase
Exons: 7
Coding region: 88-1113 (341 amino acids)
Cellular component (GO): extracellular region
Molecular function (GO): oxidoreductase activity, acting on NAD(P)H
Source: RefSeq, a predicted model, not a curated record
UUUGCUCGGGCAGUCGCCGUGCGCUCCCGGCCGGGAGGUACCGCUCCCACCGCGCCGAGCCGGUUCGCAGGCUGGAAAGCCGCGGUCAUGGCUCGCGUCCUCAUCAUCGGGGCAGGUCUAACGGGCAGCCUGUGCGCGGCCCUCCUGCGGAGAGAAACGAUGACCAGGCUGCAAGUUGUGGUCUGGGAGAAGGCGAAAGGAGCAGGGGGAAGAAUGUGCACCAGCAGGAGUCCCCACAAUCCAAACUGUACAGCUGACCUAGGAGCACAGUACAUUACAGUGACCCCGUACUACGCAGAAAAGCAUCAAAGUUUUUAUGAAGAGUUGCUGUCACACGGCAUUUUAAAACCCCUGCUCAGUCGUGUGGAAGGAAUGACAAUAAAAGAAGAAGGAAUCCGUAACUAUGUGGCCCCACAAGGGAUCUCUUCUAUUGUCAAAUAUUAUCUUAGUGACUCAGAUGUGUUGUACAAUCGUCAUGUUACCCACGUUAACCUCAAAGGAGGAAAACUGGAAGUCUGCCACAAAUUCGGACCUUCAGAAGUAUUUGAUGCAGUUAUCUUGACAAUACCUGCUCCACAAAUUCUUCAGCUACAAGGAGAUAUGAAGUCCUUUAUAAAUGAAUCACAAAGGCAAGAACUAGAAACUGUGAGAUAUUCCUCUCGAUUUGCCUUGGCCCUUUUCUAUGAAGCAGGCACUCAGAUCGAUGUACCCUGGGCAGCAAAAUAUGUCGUCAAUAAUCCCUGCAUACGCUUCAUCUCCAUCGAUAAUAAGAAACGCUGUUCAGAGGCACCUGAAGUCGGACCUUCAGUGGUUGUUCACACCACUGUUCAAUUUGGAGCUGAAAGCGUGCAUAAAAGUAAAGAAGACGUGGAGCCUCUGAUCCUUGACCAGCUGCAGCAGAUCCUGCCAGGACUGCCCAAGUCUAUCAGUACCAAAUGUCACAAGUGGAGGUAUUCACAGGUCGUUGACGCUGUCUCAAACAUUCCAGGGCAAAUGACUCUCAACACUCAGCCUCUUCUUGUAUGCGGAGGAGAUAGCUUCACACACUCAAACUUUGAUGGGUGCACAGAAUCAGCUUUAGCAGUCUCAAGUGUAUUGAAAUGUCAUUUAUAAAAUUCUCCCUCUUGUACCUGAAUGUUUCACAUUACCUCCGAAUCCCUCACUCUGCUCUCAAUCUCUGGGUAAAUUGAAAAGCCUUCAAAUGAAUUUUGCAUGAAGAUAGUGUUUGCAUUUGAGCUAAAAUGUAAUGGAAGCAUGCGUUACGCAUUUGACGUGUAAUCUAGGGACACUUCUCAGAGUACACUAAAAAAAUUACUGACUACCAGUGACAGUAUUCCAAGGCAAAAAAGACAGAAUGAUUUACAGUGACUAAUGCUAUUAAUUGGAACUUCAGAAAAUGCAACUACCAGCCAAUUUUCUCACUCUAUGUUCAUGUAUUGUAACUUUUUUUGCUCUAAACUACAAAUUGAAGCAAUUGCAGUUUUCACAAUGAGGAAAAGUACUUUAAGAUUUUCUUCAGAUUUUACAUAGAACAGCACAGCAUAUUACAGGCCCUUCGACCCACAAUGUUGUUCUGACCCUCAAACCCUGCCUCCCAUAUAAUCCCACCUUAAAUUCCUCCAUAUACCUGUCUAGUAGUCUCUUAAACAUCACUAGUGUGUCUGCCUCCAUCACUGACUCAGGCAGUGCAUUCCAUGCACCACCCACUCUCUGAGUGAAAAACCUUCCUCUAAUAUCCACCUUGAACUUCCCUCCCCUUACCUUAAAGCCAUGUCCUCUUGUUCUGAGCAGUGGUGCCCUGGGGAAGAGGCGCUGGCUGCCCACUCUAACUAUUCCUCUUAAUAUCUUAAUAUCCCUCCAAAGAGUAAAGUCCUAGCUCUCUAAACCAGGCAGCAUCCUGGUAAGUCUCCUCUGUACCCUUUCCAAUGCUUCCACAUCCUUCCUAUAGUGAGGCGACCAAAACUGGACAUAGUAUUAAUUUUGCUUAAUUUCUGAAAGAGAAAGUAUCCAGUGCAUGACUAAUUAAACAAAGAACAACGAUAUCAUUGUCAGGUGGGUGGAGCCAUCCAGUCCAUAGUUAUUUUCGCCAUGGUACUCAUUUACUAAACUCAGCUGGCAUUUGGAACCUGCUUCUCUCACUGGGUGAGAUUAAGGUUGUUCUGAGUCCAGCAGGGACCUGUACAGGUUGCACCAUCUCAGGGGAGUGGAAAUGCUGGCAAAUCAAAGCCGACCUUCCAAGUUUGCAUCUUCUUUCCCACACCCCGGACUCCAUCUCCCAAACCCCUGGCAAUCUAUGACAUAGAAGCAAGAGGCCUCUAAUGAGCAUUGUAUGGCCAUCAUCAACUCAGACGGUUAAAGGCAGAAAUUGAUCUGGUAAUUUUAUAUUUGUGUGUUUAAGAUCUGCAUUUCUCCCUUAUAUAAGUCCUGGGUCCACUUCACACAUGACACUGGUGUUACUGGAAAUAAAAGUUAAAAUAUU